This is a messenger RNA of Folsomia candida, 5117 nucleotides long. Its product is annotated as ATP-dependent RNA helicase TDRD9. Bases 158 to 4852 code for a protein of 1564 amino acids. Gene Ontology annotation, molecular function: RNA binding; ATP binding. The transcript is spliced from 25 exons. NCBI's taxonomy places the organism in Eukaryota, Metazoa, Arthropoda, Collembola, Entomobryomorpha, Isotomidae. The record is from RefSeq and is a predicted model, not a curated record. Gene Ontology annotation, cellular component: intracellular anatomical structure.
ACUUUAGCACAACACAACAAAUGGUUGAUUUGAUUGUCGAAUUGACAAGAUUUUGGAUACUUUUUCUUUUUUAACUUGUUUCUCCCUCUGAUCACAAUGACAAGUUUUUACCCUGCUUAGAUCCAACUAAAUUGGCAGUGCUGAUCAUUCCGACGACAUGGAAACUGAUCCCAUCAUUAUAAAGGUGGAGCAGAUCUCCCAAAGUGGAGAUCGAGAGGUCAACCAAUCUGACCCCGAACCAGUCCUCUCCCAAAGUGACAACGAGCCAGGCGUCCACGAAUGUGUAGACGCCGAGGAACUGACCGCUGAUGACGAAACGUUGCGAAAACGUCCACAUUGGCAAGAACCUGUUGACGAUGAGGAAGAGGGGCCGGUUAGGAUCAAAAUCAGAAAGGCAGCUGACUUGUUUGAGCCCCCGGAGGGCGACGAUUCCUCCACCAACACCUCCACUUCGUCAUCCUCUGAACAAGUAAUUCCUACUCCGGUCACCAAGGUGGGUGAAAUAACAACCCCACCUCCUUCCCCAACGUCGUCAUCAGUAUCAUCAAAUUUGGAUGACGAUUGGCUGGGUGUAUCUCGACCAUCAGCCAGCAUUGCCAACGCUUUCGAAUUCUCCUCCACCGCCAUCUUAUCAAACCACGACGUAGACCAUUACGACCUCAAAGAUGAAACAAAGUAUCACAAAAACUGUUCUGGUCCAAAACUAAGAAUUCCUCCUGUUGCCCAUUACAAUGCCCACGACCCUGACGACGAAGUUAAAUACAUUGCAGAAAACAAAGCCAAAACGAAACAAUUUAUUUGUGAUCACGACAAAAUUCGAGCAGCAGAGGCGGAACUUGAUCCAGAAAGCGAAGAAUGUGACAAAGGCGAAAUUAGUUUAGAUUGUGGUAUUCAAAGGAGGAAAGUUUAUGAAAAAUAUGAUUUUACUUCUCGUCCCAUCUCAACUGCUCAACUCGCCAUAAAUUCUGCCAAAGAGAAGGUGUUGACAGCGAUUGAAAACCAUCGCGUUGUUAUCAUUGAUGGUUUUACGGGAUGUGGAAAAACUACUCAGAUCCCACAAUUCAUCCUGGACCAACAUUACGAACUCAACAAGGACUGCAACAUUGUCGUGACUCAACCAAGAAAAAUUGCUGCUAUUUCUGUCGCCCAGCGAGUUUGCGAGGAACGAAAUUGGAAAAUAGGCCAAGUCGUUGGAUAUCAGGUUGCAAAGGACGUUAAACGGGAUAACAUGGAUACAAAGUUGACCUAUAUGACGACAGGAACCCUCCUCGAAAAGCUAAUUACCACAAAAAGUUUUCAUAACUUGACGCACAUCAUCGUGGACGAGGUACACGAACGCGACCUACCGUCUGACCUUCUACUUCUGGUCAUGAAGAAAAUUUUGCUUGACGAUGUCGAGGGGAACAAUAAGAAUGUGAAGCUCAUCCUGAUGUCUGCCACGAUUGACUCAGCAAAGUUUUCAACUUAUUUUCCGAUUCUGGUCGGUCGGUCGGAUAUAGAGGAGGCACCAAUUAUAAAAAUUCCACACACUUUCCGACACUGUAUCGAGGAAUACUUCUUGGAUGAUAUGCCUUCUUAUCGGAAUGACGUGCUUAACACGAUGGGGGAAGUGUGCCAAGAGAAACCUUCGAUUCCUAAAGAAUUAUACGAUGUAGCGGUGGAAUGCAUUGUCAAUUUGGAUCAACAUGACCCAGCCAUUCCGAAAAAGGAGGAGACCAUGGAAGAUGUUGAAAACCGCCAUAAGAAGAUGAGAGGAUCAGUAUUGGUGUUUCUUCCCGGAAUGGAAAAUAUUGAUAGACUCAGUCGUCUCUUGACUGAGAGGAACAAAUCCGAUCUCGAAAAUGAUCCAGAUACUAAGGACAAUCACGACUUUCAUCUCUGGGACAUUAUUCCCCUACACUCGAAGAUUACGGCAGACGAACGGAAGAGAGUAUUCGAACGACCUAGGCCUUUCUUUCGUAAAAUCAUUUUGUCGACCAAUAUUGCCGAGAGCUCUAUAACUGUCCCGGACGUGGCUUAUGUGAUCGACUUUUGUCUCACAAAAUCCGUGUGUAUUGAACCCGAUACAAGUUUUACUACCCUGAGAGUUAUGUGGGCGUCGGUUAACCAAUGUAUUCAACGAAAGGGUCGUACCGGACGAGUCUGUGAUGGAAAAGUAUUCCGUUUGGUGACUAGAGAGUUUUUCUCGAAACUGCCCAGAAAUGCAGAACCAGAAAUGAAGCGUUCAAAUUUAGAAACAGUCGUCCUCAGCCUUAAGAAACUCAGUCUAGGAACACCGAAGGAGUUACUGUCAAUGGCCCUGGACCCACCCGAUUUGUCCGGGAUUGAACGAGCUGUCGCAACCUUAAAGGAGCUUGGUGCCCUUACCAUAAUGUCUUCUACGCGUUCAGACGGAAGACCUUAUUACGACACGUGUGACGGUGACCUCACUUACUUGGGAUCAAUCAUGUGUGACUUACCAAUUCAUCAGCAGUGUACAAGACUAAUCAUGCUGGGUUAUUGCUUCGGGGUCAUGAAGGAGGCAAUUAUUAUUGCUGCCACGCUCAGCGUCAAAAAUCCAUUCUGUACCCCAUUCAUCCGAUCCCUCAAACCCUACCUAUCCCGACUAAAUUAUUCAAAAGAGACUUGUUCCGACUUGUUUACAGUUUAUCAUGUCUACAUGCAUUGGUGUAAGCAAUUUGCGGACAAUACGACCUAUAACGCCACCGACGGUAUCGGCAUCGAUUUAAGGAAGAAUCGGGCAACAUCAAAUGAAAGACUGUGGGAACGUGGCGCUUCCGUACAACUGUCGGCGUUAAGAGAGAUUAAGGCUACGGUUGACCUAAUCACCGAGCGUCUGGAAAUGCGUGGGUUAUUGUGUACUGAUAAUUCGCUAGCCGACGAGGAUAAAACAGCAUCAUCCGACGGGCUGGGAAAAGAUGCUGGAAUUAUGUUGAAGUUGGCUAUUGCUGGGGCAUUUUAUCCCAACUAUUUUCAAUCAAAAUGUUCAAAUGCAAAAUCUUACGAGCGAAACAAGUCGAGAGAAGUUGGCGGACACGAUCUUUGCAAUACUGUGUUAUUUACAGGAUUUCCGACCGGCCAUGACGGCAGAGUUUACGCUAAAUUCAUCUCGGACUAUCUAUCGUUUGGAAUGAACGUGCCUGCGAUCAGGUUCGACGGAAAGAAAGUCUUUGCAACGUUUGAUCCGCAUCAAGAGAAAAUGGGACACAUGAGCAAGGGGAUCUAUCUUGGAGUUAAACGGAGACAAAAUCGGGACUAUUUGCAGAUUCCAUUGACGUCAGCAACCCUUGAAGAAAAAAUUCUGAAAGACUGGGAGCAGAAGUUAAAAAUGCGAAUAUUCCGACCCUGUCCAGCUCAGAUUGAAUUACCAAGAGUCAAUUGUAGUCGCCUUCAAAUUCGCGUCGUACAUGUCGAAAAUCCUGGUCAAUUUUGGAUAAAUUACUUCCAUAAUGUUGCAGCUAUGGAAGAGAUGGGAGACAGAAUCAACCAGGAGUUGGUGCAUAUGCCUGUCCAUAUCAGCAGGGUCGUUCCUAAAGCUUUCUACCUCGCUCCGUUCCAAGGACGAUAUUAUCGGGCUAAGAUUAUUCUUGCCUUUCCGAACGCGAUGGACGAUUCCCUGGUUUUCUUUGUGGAUUAUGGGAAUAUGGCUUGGGUAAGAACCUCGACUUUGCUGGACUUUAGCCCCUCCAUGGUGGCCAAGGGAUAUGACAAGGUGCCAUGUUUGGCUGUGGAAUGCCGACUCGCAAAAAUGAAACCAGCCUCAAUCUAUGGAGCUGUAUGGCAUGGCAGGGCUAUAACGGAGCUGAAAAUAUUUUCGGAAAAUGCUCCCUUCCUUUUUAUAGAGGUAUACUCAGUUUCCAAUAGCACAGUAGCUGGGGCAUUAAUUGGACAUGAUCAUAGUGGAGUUGAGCAGAACUUCAACAGGCGACUUGUCGAUUUUCUUGGCUUAGCACAGACUUGCGAAGAAAACGCUCUUUCAGAGUUUAAUCGGAAAGUCCGAAAUCAUAUCAAUCAUCUAGAUAGCGAAGAAAUAGAUGCACAUAAUAAGCAACAAAUUGGAGAUGACCUAGAUUUUGACUUUGUACAAUCCUCCAUGAACAAAACUCAAUAUACCCCCACCAUCCUUAGUGGUCCAUUCAGCCCUCUCGAGCUCAGUUUCAGACAAUUAUGUCAAAGUAGCAAUACGAAAAAAGUAAAGAUUGACGGCAACAGUGUCAACUCUAUAGUUUUGGAAAGUGAGCCUAACGCCCCAAUUUCACGCUUUAUGGUUGCCUCGACGAUAGACGUGCAAGACUCCACUGGUGACAUUAUGGCGAGAGAUACGACAAUUAUGCCCCCUCUUCCAGGGAUGUUGCCCUUAAUGGCAAUGCUGUUUUCCCCCAAGAUGGAGUUACGAGUGGACAUUCGUCAGACGACGUAUACAGGCGUGCUUUGUGGUCUUGGGCCAACCCCGGGUCAGGACGACAUUCCUAUUUAUAUGGACCAUGAUUUGGAACUAAUUUUCGACACCGAAAUCCGUGAUGAUGACAUUGACACGAUCAACAAUAUUCGCUACUUGAUGAACCUCAUCCUCCGAGAUAAAAAUAGCCGCAGUAGCGUCAGCUCUUCGACUCUGUCUAAUUACCAAAAAUCCGUCAGAGCCGAACUUUUAAAACUCUUACAAACUCAGAGGCGGCCAGUGGAAGAAGUCUCUACAUUGGAGGAAUACGCAUGGAACCAGAUCGAUGAACGGUUAUUAAUGCAUUCAUCAAAGUCGUUCAAGUACCAGGCUGGCGACAUAUUUGCACCCCAUGAUAAAGUCAAGUUGAAAGAUGACACAGUCCGAAAUUGGAGGUGGGAAUUUGCCGUGUAGGAUUUGCUGGUACAAUUUGUCAAGCUAUAAUAUAGACUUGUAUCGGCACAUUUUUUUGUGUUCUUUUUAUCAUUCUCGUUAACUUGUUAGUUAUUCUCGUUAUAAAUCUGUCCUUAAAUUCAUGCGUACGUAUUGUUUUAAUACUUACCAAAAACAUAGAUCUAUGUUGUUAGUACAGAAAUACUUGUUUUUUGCGAUAUCGGUUAAUUGCUUUAAUGAAUUAGACAAAAUAGUAAUAAAUUACUUUAACCUGUAAUACAAUUAA